AUGGGUGUUAAUUUUAAAGUAAAGAACAAAAGGACCUACCUAUGUAGGAGAGAAAGAAGAAAAAAAAAUAAGCACAAGAAGAAAACCCAAAGUUCUAUGAAGAAGCAGGAGAAUUAUGAGAAAAUUGAUAUUGUUCAAGAAAUCACCCCAGAAAUCGCUAUAGAGAAUAAUUGUGAGUGUGUAAGAACAGCUGUAGAGAGAGCUGUCACAGUAGAUGAUGCACAAGAUGACCAAGUGGACGCAGAUCCACAAUGUGCAAGUGAAACAUGUUAUGUUCAGAUGAAUUGCUGUUCAGAGGAUUUGCCUAUAAGUGAGUCGGUUGCUGUUGAAAAUGAUCGAGAGAAUGUCCUCAGUGUUGUUGAGCUACCUGUUGUUACAGAUUAUUCCUUUACCUUAGUGGUUGAGAAUUCAGAAGAAGAGUGUGAAAGUGCGGUAGCUACGUAUUUGAAUAGUCCUCGAGCUAGGGAAGAAAGCGAAGUCAAGGGCGAAAAGGACUUUUUGGAUGACUCCGUCAAGGGAUCUAUUGAACAGGGCUUGAAAGUGUUGCCCAAUGCAGGAACGGAGGAUUUUUUGCAAAUGGUAAAAUGCAUGAGAAAUAGAGUUGAGGGGAAAUUUAUGCAUUUCAAGAGUAUGUUCUAUGAGGGUUGGAUAGGAAAUGCAGGAAGCGCAUUAGAUUCAUUCAAGUUCAUUGCAGAUGACAAAAAGGAAUGUAUACAGGAUCUGAUGAGUUUUCUGGAACACAUUUUGGACCACAUUAGUCAACAGUUGAAACCUGCUUCGCCUGCUUCAGGGGAUUGCCUUGAGUUGCUGCCGAAAGACGCCACUGAAUGCACGGUGUAUAGUAAAAAACUGUUGGCCAGGGAUGUGGAUGAGUACGAUUUGAGCGGCCUGAAGAUACUAUUCAAGGAGUUUGCAGUAUCCACAAAGGAAAAAUUUGACUUGCUGUUUAAGGAUACUGCGGAUUAUGAUUUGAGCGGUGUUGAGGGUCUCUUCAAAGAGUAUGUGGAAGCCACAAAGGAUGUGGCGAGUGUAUUGCCGAAGAAUUAUGCAGAGUGUGAUUUGGAAGGUGUUAGAGCACUUUUCAGACAGGCUGCAGAAUCCUCAGAGGAAGUGAGGAAUGUGUUGUCGAAGGAUUAUGCAGAGUGUGAUUUGGAAGGUGUUAGAGAACUUUUCAGACAGGCUGCAAAAUCCUCAGAGGAAGUGAGGAAUGUGUUGUCGAAGGAUUAUGCAGAGUGUGAUUUGGAAGGUGUUAGAGCACUUUUCAGACAGGCUGCAAAAUCCUCAGAGGAAGUGAGGAAUGUGUUGUCGAAGGAUUAUGCAGAGUGUGAUUUGGAAGGUGUUAGAGCACUUUUCAGACAGGCUGCAAAAUCCUCAGAGGAAGUGAGGAAUGUGUUGUCGAAGGAUUAUGCAGAGUGUGAUUUGGAAGGUGUUAGAGCACUUUUCAGACAGGCUGCUGAGUCUUCCAUUGAGAAUGGUGAAGAGGUAUUGGAGGUUGUAAAUAAUGAACACAAUAGUGUUCAUUAUUUAUGCCAUUCAAAGGGAUUUUCUAGUUAUUUCUGGAAAGCACGUUACUGCGCAGUGAGAAACAUCUGCCAAACGUCGUUUUAUGGUGCUUUUCAGUAUACUCAUGGUCAAAAGUACGACAUGCACAGGUCGUUUUGUAAUGUAAAAAUGGAAUAUAAUUUUAAUAGAGGAGUUGUUAAAAGGACGAAGGCUGUAUACAGAAUUACAGUGAGGAGGGGCAAGGAGAAAAUAACGAAGAGAGAAAGUGCAGAGGUAAUUAAGGGGCCAUAUUUUCCCAGGCAAAGGAGCAUGGUGAUAGAGGACUGUGGUGCUGAUUGUGGAAUCGUGAGUAAGAUCCAAAGUGAAAGCGGAAAUGGAAGUGGAAACGGAAAUGGAUGCGGAAGCGGAAACAUACGUGGAAGUGACUACGUGCAGGGAAGCGGAAACUUUUGUGGAAGCAGAAGUGCACGUGGAAGCGGAUAUGUGUGCCGAGGCAGAAGCAGAAAUGGAAGUGGAAACGGAUGUGGAAGUGGAAGCGGAGGUGGAAACGACCGAGGAAACAAUAACAGCGGAGAUGGUUCUUCGGAUGGUGAAAAUUCCUCUUCGGAUGAUCAGGGUCAUGCAGAUGAUGAGAAAUCAUCAAGUGAAGAUGACCAGUCAGAUGAAGAAAAGGAAAAAAGGAAAAAGAAGGGUGCUCAGAAGAAUUCUCAAAGGAGAGAAGGGAAAACGGUAAGCGGAGGUCGCUCUGACCGUAUGCUGCCGUGGAGCUCUUGCUCAAAAGCUGGUGAGGAAAGCUUAAAAAGAGAAGAUGUUACAAGUAACUGUGCCUACAUGUUACCCAUGGGGAAUAGUCGAAGGGAUGAGGAUGACUUAAAAAGAGAGGACGAUACGGGUAACAGUGUGUAUAUGAUGCCAUGGGAAAGAUGUGCCGAGAAGAAUGAUCAUGUUUUGCCGUCCAAAGAUGAAAAGCCCUAUGUGCGCAACAGUUUUAAAGGGAAUAGGUGGGACAGGAGUGUAAAGCGGGAAGAAGAGAGUUUAAAAAGGGAGGACGACUUUAAAAGGGAAGACUGCAUGGAUUUCACCGCCGAUGUUGCACCGUCGUUUGGGGGUGUUAAGAGUGAGCGUAGUGGUUUAGGGGGGGACCACGAGAAAAGUAGCUCAUUGUUGAUACGAUCCCGUAGGAUGCAACAGAAUAAUGGUAUUGGUGAAUCGAAUGGGGAAAAUGUGAGUGGAAGUUUGUUUGACAAUGUUGAUUUAGGCGAUUUUGCAGUUGCAGCUGCACAGGAUGUCGGAAAUCAGCUUGGUCAGAGAGGUAGAGGAUCUAAUGAUGUACUGCCUGGUAACAGUGAAAGCGGAAGCAGUGAUGGUGGGAAUUCCGAGGUAAGCACUCAUAUUGAUGAGGAGAGUAAUGACAGUGAAAGGAUUCCGGAACCAGAUAACAGUCAAAGUGAUAGUGGCACCGAAUAUUCAUAUGAUAGCGGAAACGGAGAGAAAACUAUAACCACUGAUGAAAGUGAUUUAGAGAAAGAGACUGUGCAUUUGAAGAAAGUGUUGGUAGGGGAUUAUAGAGAAAGAAGUGCAUAUGUUAUGAACCGAAUGCGUGACACAGUUGAAUAUAUGCUCCCAAAAGUAGAUGAGAUGCCUGAGGACAGAAAGCUUAACAAGAUUAGAAACAUGUAUAACCAUCGUCCAAGUGUAGCAGGCAGAACAAAAUACAGAAAGUAUGCUGACAAAGAAGGGGGCAAGAAUUGGAAAGAAAUUUCACGUGUUCUAAAAUAUGCAGAAGGUAUUGUAUCCGAUUUUAUUUCAUGCUUCAAGGAAAAAAGCAAAUUCAGUCCCGAGUACUCGACGAAAUAUUAUUAUGGAAAGAGGAUUCAAAGUUUAUAUCCAAAAUAUCGUUUCUCUGAGUGUAAGAAGAUUUUUACCUAUUUCGAGAGGAUGACAACGAAUCCCAUAAUUGAAAAAAGUAGAGACGAAUAUCUAGAAAAAAUGUUAGGAGGGAUGACGGAGGAGGAGAGCGAUCAUUCAUAUAUUGAUAUUAUAAAGGCGUGCAGGAGAAUUGUUCUAGACAUCAUGAAGAGUAUACAGAAAAAUAUAAGAGUUAUAGGAUCUGCUGAUAUGAAAAAUAAAGUUAGAGAAUAUAGAGAACGUUACCGAAACAGCACUGAGGAGGCAGAUGGUAUAUAUGCUGAAGAUCAUCCGUACAUUAUAGCUUUGAAAAAAAUCGAUGAUUCUUUCAGCGAUCUUAGAGAUAAAAUUUCGAGAGUGCAUCCAGUUGUGAAUUUUUUCGAUUAUAAAAUGGACAGAAUUAUUAGAACCUACGCAUCUCAGUUGUGUUACAGUUACAGAUUUGUGCAUUAUUGGCUUCAUAUUUUAACUAGAUUAUUUACUGAUGUAGUUCAAGUAUGGAAUUUGCCAGGAGAAUUAACUUGCCAGAUGUUUGAAACUUGUGAAGAAAAGAGAAAAGUGGUAGUGGUGCGAAGAAUGUUAGUACAAAUAAUGAAGAAAUUUAAGCAAUCUGUUGAAGACGGGAGCUACAAGCCACAUAGGUACGAAAAGAUGGAGACAGUUCAUGACGCAUACCACAUUUAUAGGUACACCAAAAUAUUUUAUGAUCGGUUAUGUGAAGGGUUUAGAACAUUUUCAGGGGAUGAGAUUCAUGUGGUACAGGACGUAUAUAAUGAAAUUUGCACACGGAUAUAUAACGUAGAGCCUUCAAGUUGCAUUGUGUAUAGUACAAACCGCAUUAUUCGACGCAUUGGAUCGACGAGUCCAUUAGAGUGGCCAACUACUAAUGAGGCCGUAGAUCUGUUUCUUGCGGGCGAAGAGGAGAACAACUACACUGCAGAAAAUGGAAGUGCAGGAAGGAACAUCACAACGGGUGCAGAUGCAGGAAGGGACACUCCAGCAGAUGAAGAAGAGGAAAGGGACAGCUCAGCAGAUGAGGAAGCGCAAAGCAAUGCUGUGAAUGGAAGUAGUUACGAUGGACAUACAAGUGACUCUUCAUACCAUUACUAUGGGAAUAGACCAGAUACGAUAGAAGAUUCAACGUACUACAAUGGCAUGUCAUAUGGAUCCACGGAAAUUGAGGACAGGAAUAAUCAUGUGGCUAUUCCUUGCUUAAUGGAUAUUCCGAGGCAAAUAGGCACUGAAGCGCUACGUGCCCCAGCAGAAAAUUUAUCGCACGAGAGAUCCAGAAUUGUUGGGGUAGUGGAAAUUAUAAGUGAUGAAAAUGGUAAUCUUGUAGAAGUGCCAUUAGAGAAUGUCCAGGAUAAUUUGGAGAUCAUCACUCACUUACCUCUUGAGGCUGCUUCAAGUAACAUGGAAUUUUUAGACAUCGAACUGGUGGAGACUGUUGAGAAUAACUCGGCAAUUUCGGCUCAAGAACCAGUUGUACCUACUCAAAAUGAAUUAAUUUUUUCGCCGCAAGUAUCGGCCGCAUCUACUCAAGAUGGAUUCAUUUUUUCGCCACGAGAACCAGUGGCAUCUACUCAAAAUGGAUUCAUUUUUCCAACCCAAGAAUCGGUUGGACCUACUCAAAAUGGACUCAUUUUUUCGCCACGAGAACCAGUGGCAUCUACUCAAAAUGGAUUCAUUUUUUCGCCACGAGAACCAGUGGCAUCUACUCAAAAUGGAUUCAUUUUUCCAACCCAAGAAUCGGUUGGACCUACUCAAAAUGGACUCAUUUUUUCGCCACGAGAACCAGUGGCAUCUACUCAAAAUGGAUUCAUUUUUCCGACCCAAGAAUCGGUUGGACCUACUCAAAAUGGACUCAUUUUUUCGCCACGAGAACCAGUGGCAUCUACUCAAAAUGGAUUCAUUUUUCCGACCCAAGAAUCGGUUGGACCUACUCAAAAUGGACUCAUUUUUUCGCACCAAGAAUCAGUGCCAUCUGUUCAAACUCGGGGGGGUUCUGUGCAGGGUACUGUGGGUGCUGUUCAUAACAGUUCCAACUUUUUGUCACGAGAACCAGUGGCAUCUACUCAAAAUGGAUUCAUUUUUCCGACCCAAGAAUCGGUUGGACCUACUCAAAAUAGCUUCGCAUUUUCGCACCAAGAAUCAGUUCCAUCUGUUCAAACUCGGAGGGGUUUUGUGCAGGGUACUGUGGGUGCUGUUCAUAACAGUUCCAACUUUUGGUCACAAGAACCAGUGGUGUCUGUGCAGAAUCAUGGGGGUGUUUCUGUACAGGAACUAAAUUGGACUUCACAAAAUAGUGGAACUUAUAUGCAACCAAAAAACAAUGAAAGUGCUAGAAGCGAAAAUAAUCAUUUAUAUGAUGAAGCAGCCGGAAGCACAACAAGUGGGUUAAGUCUCUUCGCCCUCGCCCAAGCAUCAAGGGAAGAUAACAAUUCCUGUAGAAAUAUGGAAAUCUCACUGAGAAAAUCUGACGAUAAUGAAACAGUUUAUGAAAAAAGGGACAAUAAGAGACAAAGAAGUCGUUCCAACGUUAGCUAUGUUAUGGAAACUGGGUAUAACAACUACAAUCAGAAUAAUGAAGAGUUGCCAAGACCAAUGGCAAAUUAUCCCAGUAAUUAUGACAUUGACAGUGAGCAUUUACCAGAUUUUUCACAGAGCACAAGGAGUGCGUAUAUGCUGGAUUCAAGAGAAAAUAACAGCAGUGAAAAUAUGUUCAAGAGCGAGUCAUCACAGAAUCAAAAUAUGUAUAACACCCAUAUGAACACAUGGGAAAAACCUAAAAGUGAAGACGCAUUUUUCAAAGGCGAGGUGCACGAAGAGGGCAACAAAAUUUUUUUCCAUUCUCCGAAUCCUAUAAAGGAGGACAACCCUGGAAUGUUUAGCAAUGACAACUUGUCACAACCACCUUAUUCUAGCCAAGACAAUUUUAGCACUGGCAUCUUCAGCAAUGACAACUUGUCACAACCACCUUAUUCUAACCAAGGCAAUUUUAGCACUGGCAUCUUCAGCAAUGACAACUUGUCACAACCACCUUAUUCUAGCCAAGACAAUUUUAACACUGGCAUCUUCAGCAAUGACAACUUGUCACAACCACCUUAUUCUAGCCAAGACAAUUUUAACACUGGCAUCUUCAGCAAUGACAACUUGUCACAACCACCUUAUUCUAACCAAGGCAAUUUUAGCACUGGCAUCUUCAGCAAUGACAACUUGUCACUACCACCUUAUUCUAACCAAGGCAAUUUUAGCACUGGCAUCUUCAGCAAUGACAACUUGUUCAAUUACCAAGACCCGAAGGUUGGUCUCCAGAGCACUAUGGACAAUUUGUCACAACCACCUUUUUCUAGUCAAAGCUAUAAUAACACCAGCAGCAUGGAUUAUGCAUCACACCACUCAAACUUUAACCAAGAUAACCUUAACAAUGGCAAUUUGUUUUAUAACAUAGACCAAGAACGAGGUCUCACGAGGAACAUGAACAAUUUGCCAUUACCAACAGGAUUUAUCCAGGGCAAAGACCACAUCGAUGAUGCAUCACAUCCUUCAGAAUUAAACCAGAGUGUAAUUCAACACUGUGACUUUUUCAUGGACGAUACGUUUAAAUACAGAAGCCAAGAAAAUCACCACCAAAGCAACAUAAGUAUCUGUUCAUCCCCAAGAGGAAUGUCCCCUAGGACUAGCAGGAACAGCCCCAAACAAGAAAAUAGAAACGAGAGCAACAUAAACAACUGGCCACUGUCAAGAGGGUUUGUCCAUUUCACCAACGGAACCCAUACCACAAACAACAACAGCAGUGCCAGCAUGUUGAAUAAUAUGUACACAAAAAAUCUGAAUGAGAGACAUGACACCACUGAGCCCCUAUUUAUGGACGAUGAAGCAGAGGACGUAUCAGAGGAAGAAGAGGAAGCUCUAUUCGAAAGAGAGCUUGUCGAAGAACAAAAGGCAAUAGCAGCUAUAUUGUCCAGAAAGGCCGUGGCAGCAUUUGCGGAAAGGAAAGAAAGAAAAGCACGGGCAGCUCUAUUGGCCAAAGAAGCUGUUGCAACCACUAAGGCAAGGAAAGAAAGAAAGGCACAGGCAGCUCUAUUGGCCAAGGAGGCUGUUGCAACCACUAAGGCAAGGAAAGAAAGAAAAGCACAGGCAGCUCUAUUGGCCAAGGAGGCUGUUGCUACCACUAAGGCAAGGAAAGAAAGAAAGGCACAGGCAGCUCUAUUGGCCAAAGAAGCUGUUGCAACCACUAAGGCAAGGAAAGAAAGAAAAGCACGGGCAGCUCUAUUGGCCAAAGAAGCUGUUGCAACCACUAAGGCAAGGAAAGAAAGAAAGGCACAGGCAGCUCUAUUGGCCAAGGAGGCUGUUGCAACCACUAAGGCAAGGAAAGAAAGAAAAGCACAGGCAGCUCUAUUGGCCAAAGAAGCUGUUGCAACCACUAAGGCAAGGAAAGAAAGAAAAGCACGGGCAGCUCUAUUGGCCAAAGAAGCUGUUGCAACCACUAAGGCAAGGAAAGAAAGAAAGGCACAGGCAGCUCUAUUGGCCAAAGAAGCUGUUGCAACCACUAAGGCAAGGAAAGAAAGAAAAGCACAGGCAGCUCUAUUGGCCAAGGAGGCUGUUGCUACCACUAAGGCAAGGAAAGAAAGAAAAGCACAGGCAGCUCUAUUGGCCAAGGAGGCUGUUGCUACCACUAAGGCAAGGAAAGAAAGAAAAGCACAGGCAGCUCUAUUGGCCAAAGAAGCUGUUGCGACCACUAAGGCAAGGAAAGAAAGAAAAGCACAGGCAGCUUUAUUGGCAAGAGAAGCCGUGGCGUCCAAAGAGGCUAUGGCAGCAAAGGCGACUGCAUUGGCAAAUAUCAAGGAAGAAAUGGUAGUAGGCUCCAAGAAGAGAAAAAAAAGAGGCAUGCGAGAACAAGCAGAAAGAACACAAGAAAAAGAUAGCAGCGUUACGGAAAAAAUACCUUCACCUACUAGGAGGACCAGAAGAAAAUUGGUGCAUGGGCCAACUGUUGAGAACAAAGCCAAGGUGGAGGAUGUUGCCGUAGUUGAAGAAGUAGCCAAAGUCGAGGAGGUAGCUGAACCGGCUGAGGAAUUAGCCCAAGUCGAGGAAGAACCAAAGGUCAUAGUAGAAAUCAAAUGCUAUGUCGAGAGAACAAAAUCUGAUAUGAAAAAAAAUGUGAAUGCAACUGCCGCAAAAAAAUUAUCCAAGAAAAGGGUUCAUAGCAAAAUGACCAGUACGCCAGAGGGCAGUAUCGAUUGGGUCGUAUUCAAGAAAAGGCGAACAGGUGAAGGAGACGAAAUAGAACUUUCAGAGAACACAAAUGGAGUUAAAAGUGAAACGGAGGAAGUCGUGGAAACUAAGGAAAGUAAGGAAAAUGAAGAAAAUAAGAACAGUAACAAAAAUAAGGAAACUAAAGAAAAGAAUACGGCAUUAGACACCAAUAUUCUAACAAACCGUGAAGGAGCUGAUUGUCCGAAAAAAGAAAUAACACCAACGGAUGAAACUCAUGGAAAAAAAGAAGAUGUGAAGAAUAAAAAGUUAACUUGUCUCAAACGUGCAACUAGGAAUUCGACCAUAAGAAGACAUGUGGGACAUUUUAAUUUAAGCAUAAAUAGAAAGCUAAUAAAGAAAAAGAACGUACAAAAUAAAAAGACAGAUAUCAAAAAGAGAAUUACAAAAAAUGCAACUAAACAGUAA
This is a messenger RNA of Plasmodium knowlesi strain H, 9096 nucleotides long. RefSeq names its product conserved Plasmodium protein, unknown function. NCBI's taxonomy places the organism in Eukaryota, Apicomplexa, Aconoidasida, Haemosporida, Plasmodiidae. The transcript is spliced from 2 exons. The record is from RefSeq and is a predicted model, not a curated record. The coding region runs from base 1 to 9096 and encodes 3031 amino acids.